Messenger RNA from Daktulosphaira vitifoliae (grape phylloxera), 1817 nucleotides. RefSeq lists its product as uncharacterized. The record is from RefSeq and is a predicted model, not a curated record. Lineage: Eukaryota; Metazoa; Arthropoda; Insecta; Hemiptera; Phylloxeridae. The transcript has 4 exons. Bases 440 to 1489 code for a protein of 349 amino acids.
CCAGAAUUGAACUAUCGACCCCUAGUUACUAGAAUUAUAAACCAAAACGCCUACUCUAAGGCACUCCCUAUCUACUCUACUCAACGAUUACACAUAUUUCUAUCCACCAGAAUAAUUUUAUUUUUUAUUUUUACAUUUUAAACAAUUUAAAACUUACCCUAACGUUAACACUUCUUUAACUUUUAAAUAUUUUUGUACUAAUAAAUGACCUUUAAACAGCUGUUUUUUUAAAUUAUAAAUAUGCCUAGUGAUUAAUAGUGAAAAUAAAUAUUUACUUUGCAUAGUUUCGCCAUAAUUAUUUAAACGCGUAUAACCCACGACGCAUAUUGUAAAGUUUAUUUCGUAAUUUCCUUAUUAACUAACUCACAAAUAAUUAUUUUUUAGUAUUACUUAUUUAUUUCUGUAAAUUGCUAUUCGACAUUUUGAGCCCAAUUUCGGUAUGGACAAUUUAAAGCUAAAAAUCAUUAAAUCACCCAAGUUACCCGUGCCAAAAAAUAGACUGAGCAAUUCAUCCAACAAAACGAACUCUAUGUCCAUUGGCGUUAAAAAAACCAAAGCGUUGACUAAAGUCAACAAAAUUAAAUUAAAGGGACAAAAAACAGCUACUGAAACUCGGACAAAUUUAAACAAAAAAUCUACUGAAACUCAUAAAAUAAUCAUAAACACAAAAACGACGUCUACUGAUAAUGCACCGAACAAUUAUAUCGACACAGUCAUUAAAGAAUUCAAGCUAAAAUAUGAAGAAAUAAAACAACGGCGUCAUCGCCCUAGACAAUUUUAUAACAACGAUGAAAUUGUAUUGUCUGUAUUAGCAGACGCUUUUAGUGAAAAACUUCAAAGGACACGGACCAUUCGUAAAACUGACUCUUCCGAGGCAACUAAAGAACAAUCUAAAAAAAACUCUGUCUUGGGUAAUGAUAAAAAUAACGAGUCUUUGCCUAACAGUCAGUUCGAGGCUUUAAAAGAUCAAACCGAUAUGAACUUACUCUUCGAUAAAUCCUAUACAUUCGUCCCUAAGUCGGAAGUUAAAAACAUUACAAAUUCGGUUACUUCAAAGUCUUCUUCGCAAUAUGAUACGGCGAAAGUCAAUCUUCCAUCGAAUAAAGUGAAAUUCGUGUCUGCGAUCUCUGUUAAAAUCCCAGGUAGUAAAGUUUUUAAUGGUCAGUCAGGACAUAGAGGUCAUUUAGCGGCUGGCGUUCACAAUAUGGACACCUCUAUGGUAUCAUCAAAACAAAACAACACAAACAAGAAAUUUUUGUCUAAGAUACCAACAAGGAACAAUGUUUCAAAAGAUAAUAAUAUUAGGAAUAGUUCACUUAAGGUUUUGGAUUUAUCAUUGAACACUGGCAAUACAUUCAAUAGGCAUGCAGUUCAAUGUCAAAGAUUAAACAACUGUACUUGUUCAUAUUCCAGUGUUAAACAUCUCAAUGCCGAACCCCAUGCCAAAAAUUGUAUUAAGAGGACCAUUAAAAUAACCACACAUUAUUAAAAUUAAUGACAUAGAAGGAUAACUUUUAUCAACUACUGUUGUUAUAUCAUGGAACUACUGCCUGAAAUUCCUAAUUAAACUUGUCUCUGUAUGAAAAAAAAAUAAAAUGAUACAAUAUUAAACACUAGUCUUAAAGAUUUUAUUUCAUUGUUAGUCAAAAACAUCACACUAAGAUUUAUGUACAUUAGUUGAUAUUUUGACAAUUUUGUGUUUGUAUAUGGCCAUAGUAGAUGAUCAUAAUGUAGUUAAGAUUUAAUAAAUAUUUAUUUAUACAUAUUUUUGUGUAAUUAUUAAUCGAUUAUUAGACCAUCCAUGUAUUACAUAACUA